GUCUCGUGAGCGGACCGAGACGCAGCGUCUUCAGGCGCUGCUUAGGACCUUGGAAGCCGAAGAGAAGCUUCCCGCGACGGUCUUUGUUUUCUCGCGCCGGCGAGUUGAAGCCUUAGCAGCUGACAUGCCGAAUUUGGAUGUCUGCACUGCUGGGGAGAGGUCGAAG
This is a messenger RNA of Symbiodinium pilosum, 166 nucleotides long. The record is from the annotation of a GenBank genome assembly. NCBI's taxonomy places the organism in Eukaryota, Dinophyceae, Suessiales, Symbiodiniaceae.